AUCGAAAUGUUAGCUAUCUAGCUAGCUAGCUAGCUAAGUGGCUAAAAACUAACGAUGCAACGAAACACCCCCAACCAACUUCCCUCUCCUCCCGCCUCCUUCUCUAUGAUUGGCUAGUUCUACUCGGAAUAUGUACUCUCAACCAAUUAACUGCGGCCAGCCGACAACACUACCCAAUCCCAGCACAGCAGGCGGGAUUUGCCAGCGACCUAGCUAUAUGAGCUUAGCUGCUAUUCCAGUACUAUCUAUAUAAGAAAUGGAUUAUUAGCCACCAUGCUAAAUAAUAUCUAGUGGAGAACGAGUCCGUCUUCAUCGCUCGAGACGUCUCGCCAUCGUCUUCGCCGCUGCUGUCGGACGUGGACAUGAAGGAGGUUUUUUCCGUCGAAUGACUGGGAGGAAGCCAUGCGGAGUCGAAGUGGACGUUCAGCGCUGGCCGAUCGGAUUCAGUAGCAGGAAGCGUGUGUGUGUGUGCGCGCGUGUGUGUGUAUAUGUGAGCGUGUGAGUGAGGGAGUGAAUGUGUAUGUAUGCGUGCGCAUGCUAGCACAAGCUGCCUCAGUCAGGCAGUAAUGUGCUCCACACCCCAAAAAGGGGAGCCGUAAAGGAUUACCGAGACGUGUGCACGCCAUUCUGGAUUGAUUUUGUGUACAGAUUUAUAUCUCUGACCCCACCCUCUUCAUAACCCCCCCCCCCCCCCCGGCCUUUGUUUUGACGCCUCUCUGCUUUGCAUGGCCGGCGAGUAACCGUGGAGAGGCCAGGGUACCACAAGCUUAUGGAUUUUGAUAAGAGAGGUGGGAGGGCAGACGCCGACGAGGGAAGGAGGAUGUCCAAACCAGGCGGGGGGAGGCCUGGGCACAGUAGCCGGGGCACGGGCGGGAACUCUGGCGUCCUGAUGGUCGGACCCAACUUCCGCGUGGGGAAGAAGAUUGGCUGCGGGAAUUUCGGAGAGCUGCGGCUUGGCAAGAACCUCUACACCAACGAAUACGUGGCAAUUAAACUGGAACCGAUUAAGUCCAGGGCACCGCAGCUUCACUUGGAGUACAGAUUUUAUAAACAGUUGGGAAGCUCAGAAGGGAUUCCUCAGGUGUUUUAUUUCGGGCCGUGCGGGAAGUACAACGCCAUGGUCCUGGAGCUUCUCGGCCCCAGCCUGGAAGAUCUGUUCGACCUCUGCGACCGCACUUUCUCCCUGAAGACCGUCCUCAUGAUAGCCAUACAGCUGAUCACGCGCAUGGAGUACGUCCACACCAGGAGCUUGAUAUAUCGAGACGUGAAGCCGGAGAACUUCCUGGUUGGGCGGCCGGGCAGUAAGCGGCAGCACACAAUCCACAUCAUCGACUUUGGGCUUGCCAAAGAGUACAUCGACCCAGAGACCAAAAAACACAUCCCGUACCGGGAACACAAGAGCCUCACGGGCACGGCCCGCUACAUGAGCAUCAACACGCACCUGGGCAAAGAGCAAAGCAGGCGAGACGAUCUGGAAGCACUGGGACACAUGUUCAUGUACUUUUUACGAGGCAGCUUGCCCUGGCAGGGGUUAAAGGCCGACACGCUGAAGGAGCGCUAUCAGAAAAUCGGAGACACCAAGCGAGCGACACCGAUCGAAGUGCUCUGCGAGAGUUUCCCAGAGGAGUUAGCGACGUACCUGCGCUACGUCCGGAGGCUGGACUUCUUCGAGAAGCCUGACUACGAGUACCUGAGGAAGCUCUUCACUGACCUGUUUGACCGAAACGGCUACAUCUUUGAUUAUGAGUACGACUGGGUUGGCAAGCCUCUUCCCACACCCAUCGGCCCCAUCCCCAGUGAUACGCCGCAACCGAGCAACCGGGACAAAGCACAGCAGCAGACCAAAGCCCAGUCGCCCGAGCCCAAACGGAGCGAGUCCCAGCCCACUCCCGUCAAUAAGGAGCCGCUGGGGUCACAUCUCACAGCUGAGGGGCUGGGGGGCUCAGUUCAGAUAAUGAGCUCGACCAAUGGAGAGCUGAACACGGACGACCCGACCGCAGGACACUCCAACGCCCCGAUCACAGCCCCCACAGAGGUGGAGGUGGCAGACGACACAAAGUGCUGCUGUUUCUUCAAGCGGAGAAAGAGGAAAACCCUCCAGAGACACAAGUGAACCGCGCACUCGGAGGAGUUGGAACCCAACUCUGGGAGAACUUGAACCGUUCGGAUCACUGUCGAGUUUUAAACGGAAGCGAACACACUGCUCACGCCCUCCUCCCUCCCUCUUUCAGCUUCCCUUCUUUUCUCCACUUUGUUUUUCUUUCUCCACCCGGUGUUCAUCACUCGAAACCCUGCACCGACGCUCCUCUUCUGUCCGAGCCGUAAAACGAAACGUCGCUGACUUCGCAAGACUCUCUCUUUUCUUUUUUUUUUUUUUUUUUUUCCCCCCCUCUCCCUUUGGAAGUAUACAGAAAAUAAUAGAACGUGUAAAGAAAAAAAAGAAAGUACUCCCACUUUAAGUGGUGAUGGCGAACUGUAUAAAAACUAACGAGGAUGAAUGAGCGCCGUGACGUGAAAUUGAAAACGUGAUGCUGUCGUUGUAAUCUAGAUUCCACGCCGAACAUUGUGUCAUUCAGUGGCCGUUGAUCCGAGGACCCGAUCUAGAUGGGAUGGGAUCGUUUUGAGGUUUUUCCUUAGCUGUAGAUUUUUGUUUCAAAUCCGAGGGCAAAUCCUGCGAAAGGAAGAAAGAUUUGGUUCAUCUCAAGCAUACGAUUUUUGUUUUUUAAUUAUAAUUAUUAUAAAAAAAAAAUUUUUUUGUUAUUGUUCUAAAAAUCUUUGGCCACUUUUGGAGCUGAAUAACUGGGUUGAAAGGAAAUCUUCACGUUUUAUGUUGUAGUGACCUGGAAUUUCUUUUAUUGUUGGUUUUUCUUUGCGCGUGUGUGUGUGUGUGUGUGUGUGUGUGUGUGUGUGGUUGGUUUUUUUUUUUUGUUUGUUUUGUUUAGUUUUUUUUGUGUUUUUUUUUUUUGUUUUGUUUGUUUUUGUUCUAUUGAUAUGGACUCCGUAGCACAGUGACUGGUCUCAGGUACUGUGGAUCAUGAGGAGAGGAAUCAAUUGUAAGCUCUCUGCUUAUUAUUGCACUUUUGAGAGGCAAAAAGACAAGACAAAAGAGAGAAGAUGAAAUCUAACAGACUGCCCCCCCCCCCCUUUAAGGACGGACGGACCCCUACACGUGAAGGCGUGGGCCGGAAUUCCCAGGCGAGACGAACACCCCCUCCUCUUUUAUGUUUCACGUUAGAGUUAUUUACCAGGAAAUCAUAGUUUGUGCCUUUCCAAGUAAAAAUGUUUAAAGUUAAA
Messenger RNA from Ictalurus furcatus (blue catfish), 3294 nucleotides. RefSeq names its product casein kinase 1, gamma 2b (gene csnk1g2b). The transcript is spliced from 12 exons. Gene Ontology annotation, biological process: signal transduction; endocytosis; peptidyl-serine phosphorylation. The record is from RefSeq and is a predicted model, not a curated record. Gene Ontology annotation, cellular component: plasma membrane; cytoplasm; nucleus. Gene Ontology annotation, molecular function: ATP binding; protein serine/threonine kinase activity. Bases 770 to 2113 code for a protein of 447 amino acids. NCBI's taxonomy places the organism in Eukaryota, Metazoa, Chordata, Actinopteri, Siluriformes, Ictaluridae.